Molecule: messenger RNA, 3893 nt
Organism: Drosophila obscura
Lineage: Eukaryota; Metazoa; Arthropoda; Insecta; Diptera; Drosophilidae
Gene: Nadk2
Product: NAD kinase 2, mitochondrial
Exons: 8
Coding region: 2534-3775 (413 amino acids)
Biological process (GO): NAD+ metabolic process
Cellular component (GO): mitochondrion
Molecular function (GO): NAD+ kinase activity
Source: RefSeq, a predicted model, not a curated record
UCUCUGACGCCGCGCUUCUGCAUGAAAUACAUACACAAAAUACAUUUAAUCAGUUGUUUUUAACCAAAAUGACGGAGUUCAAUGCAAACACCGUACUAUGGAGCUUGGAUGAUUACAUUAAAGUACGAAAAGACGAAAUGCCCAUUUACUACAGAAAAGCCAAUAAACUGAAGACAAUGUCAAGCCGUACUCGACAAUCUGCGCAUUUGCAGUCGUACAAGGACGCCGAAUUAUCUCAGGACGAAGACGAUGAUAGUGAAUUCAACUUUCUUACGGCGGAGAAAAGUAUUGAUGUGGACGACGCCGCGCACGCAUCAAAUAUGAACCAGCUGAAUUUUGAGAAGAAUGAUUUCGAUCAGCUAAUGUACAAUGAUCGUGCGGAAGCUAAUCACGUGGAUGCGAGUACUGAACAAUUUGCAGCACCUAGUACGCCACCACGUCCGAGCAUUAAAUCGCGGCUUGGCAUAAGGGCCCCUGCAAGCGGGGGCAUUCGCGGACAGCAGCAGCCUCAGCAGAAAAACCAGGGUCCGAUUCAGAAGCGCGGCAAAGGUUAUCUUAACAAUAUCAACAAGCGCAACAACAGGUCUAAUUACAACCAAAACCAUGUGUCUGCUGGUUUUCAUCAUGGUCUAGACGUUUCGUUCCAACAGAAAGUGUCUUCUCAAUUAAAUGAACGUAAUGCAAACAUUGGUCAACUGCAGAACGUAUUAAACAGCGCAAAUGAUGACUUCCAAAACUAUAACUUGGGUCCCAAUGGAUCCACCUUCAAUGCCAACUCGAAUACUAAUAAUUUACCUUUUAACAGCAACAACUGCAUGAUGCUCUCGCAUCAUAUGAACACCUCAAAUUCGAACAGCUACGGCGGGAUGAAUAAUCAGAAUAAUCAAGGAUCUGGCAAUUUGAACAGCUACGGCAGGAUGCUCCAGAAUAAUCAAGGCCCCGGCAAUUCGAACAGCUUCGGCGGGAUGCUCCAGAAUAAUCAAGGCCCCGGCAAUUCGAACAGCUUAGGCGGGAUGCACCAGAAUAAUCAAGGCCCCGGCAAUUCGAACAGCUACGGCUGGCAGCUUCAGAAUAAUCAAGGCCCCGGCAAUUCGAACAGCUUCGGCGGGCAGCUUCAGAAUAAUCAAGGCCCCGGCAAUUCGAACAGCUACGGCGGGCAGCUUCAGAAUAAUCAAGGCCUCGGCAAUUCGAACAGCUACGGCUGGCAGCUUCAGAAUAAUCAAGGCCCCGGCAAUUCGAACAGCUUCGGCGGGCAGCUUCAGAAUAAUCAAGGAUCUGUCCAUUCCAACAGCAUCGGCGGUAUGCUCCACAAUAACCAAAGAUCCAUCAAUUCGAACAGCUUUUUUGGGUUGCUCUCGAAUAAUCAAGAAUCUGGCAAUUCACACAGCUUCGACGGGAUGCUCCAGAAUAAUCAAGGCACAGCCAAUUCGAGCAGCGUUAGUGGGAUGUUCUCGAAUAAUCCAAACAUCACUAGACCCAAUAUCGUUGCAAACAAUUGGAACAGCAGUGUCGAGAUGCGCUCCAAAAGUCCAAUCAAUAUCAAUUCACGUCAGAAUCGUUGGGAGUCAUCGGCCAAAGGACAGCUUGAAGCAUUAUUGGGUUCUCCAGCUCCUCCAAAGAGCGGUAUGUUUGUAGGUGAGGCGCUUGGUAUGAGUCUAAGCGAUUGCAAAACGGCCGAUAUUCGCAAAGUGACCCAGAACGUGUUGUUUUUGCUGGCUACUGGUGAAAAUGAUUCCCAAACCAAGCCAAACUACGGUGUGCAUAAUAAAAAUGUACCCAAGCAGCGCCAUUUGUGAAACUGGAUGCCAUUGAUGGUGUAUUAAACUAGCUGCAUCGCUGGAAUUAUUAUUAAGAAUAUAUCAUGACAAUAGGUUAAGUGUAGCCAAUUCAAACAUGGAAGAAUUAGCGGGCAGCCGGUAUUGCCGGACGUGUGUGAAUGCGCGUUGGUGUGGUGUAGGAUAAGAAGAAGAGAAGUGUAUAGUGGUGGCUGUAGUGUGAAUGCCACAUCAGAACACAAGAGUUGAGAUUUUUUUGUUAUAUACGUACUUUUGCUGAUAAGAACAUGCUGAGCUGCUUAUCAGCAAUGCACAACAAAAAGUACUCAUGGACAGCCGAGCCGAGAUGUGAGAAGAGAAGCGAAAGCGGACGAAAAUAGAAACAAACGGCGAUAAAUUUACAGCAAAAGGCGAAUGUUCAUACAGAAGCGAUUCGCCGAUGGAGGAACAGCAAAGCAGAACAGAGUAAAAUAAUAAUCAAUCAGUUAAUCUGCUAAAUAGUUAGAACGUGGAAGUGACAUAGCCGAAUCGAAUGGAAGUGGAUAGGAUAGACAGGCAGAUCGAGUGAUAUAUUCCCCUUUAUAUCGAGAGCCUCAAGUGAAUAAUUAUUUUGAUUUCUGGUCGAAUGCCGGCAUACGACCAUACGACAAUUAUCUGAACAAAGAAAAUUCAAUUAUUUUUAGUUUUGUAAGUGCAGAAAGAACAAGAAAUAAACGUAUAACAUUCAGAUAAAUGUUUGUUGUUCGUCAGUGCCCAGCAUGUUGAAGUCGAAGCAAUUCCUGCAGCGAUUUUCGAAAGAAUAUGGCAAGUUUACGCCCGCGAACUUCAAGCUUAAGCGGGCCCUGGUGGUGACCAAAAUGUCGCGCUAUGAAUUCGAGCAGCUACGCCAUCCGGGUCUGUCGAAGGAGCAGCUGGAGCAGAAGCUGCGCGACCGGGGCACCGAUGUGGAGAUGGUCCUCUAUCUGCACAAUCUCCACAAGGACUUUGAGCGACGCAUCGUGCAGAGCUUCCAGGAUGUCGGGUGUGAGGUGAAGCUGUCCAGCAGACUUGAAUUUAGAAGCUCAUUGAGCAAAGAUGUCAUGAGCUGGGCGGAUGUCAUCGUUCCUGUGGGCGGUGAUGGCACCUUUCUGUUGUCCGCCGGCCGCGCCAGUCCCCUCUUUGCGCUCAGCCAGCAGAAGACGCCAAUUGUGGGCUUCAACUCGGAUCCGCUUCACUCGGAGGGUCGACUCAUGCUGCCCAAGCACUACUCGGACAAUCCCGCCGAUGCAGUGGCACGCAUCAAGAGCGGGGACUUCAAGUGGAUGCAUCGUUCGAGAGUCCGCACCACGCUGCUGGGCAGCAAUGGCAAGAUUCCAGAGUCCACGGAUCUGUUCCGACACACAGAAGUCAAGAUGGAGCAGGUGACAACGGAUCCCGAGAUGCUGGACAAUCACAUGGCCAGCAAAUACAAGGCAAAGAUGAAGCGCAUCCUACCCUAUUUAGCUCUGAACGAGGUUUUCAUUGGCGAGCACAUCUCGUCCCGUGUGUCCCAUCUGCAGCUUGUGCUCGAUCAUCAGGAUGUGGUGAACAAAACCAAGUGCUCGGGACUGUGCGUUAGUACUGGCACUGGCUCUACUUCGUGGCACACCAGCAUCAAUCGCAUCACAAGCAGCGACGUAGACGAUUUGCUGCGAUCGCUGCCAAACAGCAACUUCGCCGAUGUACUCCGGCUAAGGGAGAAUGCUGAGGAGAUCGCCCAGCGAUACAACCAAGGUCUGCUGUUUGCACCAGACGAUCCGCGGCUCUGCUACUCGAUCAGGGAGCAGAUAUGUGUGGGCGUUUGGCCUUCGCCGAAGACAUUUAAGGAGCGUGAUUUCGUGCAGAAUGUGUUUGUCAAGUCGCACUGCAUCGAUGCCAAUCUGGUCAUAGAUGGUAGCAUAUCCUAUCCAUUCAACGAUGGCGCCAAGGCACUGCUUGAGGUCCAUCCCGAAGAUGCCCUCCUGACGAUCGCCCUAGACUGAUUACUGAUGCCUUAGCAUGUCUGAAAUUUUAAAAUUAUUUAAGGAUGCAUUUUGCAGACUACUUAGAAGUUUAAGCUCAAAAGUUAUUUUGUUAUUCUAUAAACAUUUAUUUAAAAAG